Pseudo-nitzschia multistriata is the source of this 1613-nucleotide messenger RNA. Lineage: Eukaryota; Bacillariophyta; Bacillariophyceae; Bacillariales; Bacillariaceae. The record is from the annotation of a GenBank genome assembly.
GGACCGCAUCGCAUCGCAUCSCAUCCCAUCCCAUCCCAUCGCACCCCACAUCCCCAUCGCAUCCCAUUGCUUCGGCUGCUUGACCCCAAAAAAACGAUGACUACAGCCGGCGUGUUUGGCGGCAACCAGAACCGCCACAAAAAAUCCAGCCUCGCCAUGGCGGUCCUGGCAGGCCUUCUCUUGGUCACACUGGCCUUUGUAGUUUGGCAGAUGCUGUUCAUCGAGGGGAUGGUCCUCCGGUCCCCGGARCUCGUCGCCACCGGUCUCCAGCACGCGAGGAAGGACGACCCGAACCGGGUGUCCCUGGACGCUCCCGGAGACAAGGCGCGCCAAGCGAGCGAUCCGGCGAAACGCGACACCGAGUCGAAGCUGCGGGCCGAGCGGGCGAACAAGCCGAAGCGGCCCUCCAUGACCAGCGCCAUUUUCGACGAGAACCAGUGGAAGGACCGCAGCAAGCUGAUCGCCGACGUUGCGGGGGUCGUCCCCAACAGCUGCGGGUACAGCAUCGGCCUGAAAAACCUCACGCAGGAAGAACUCCACCCGGUGGCCGGGAAGCGGCACAUGAUCACGCCGCCCAAGGGCGGGAAGCUCAGCCUGGUCUGCUGCGAAACCACCAAGGGCAACCUGGCCAUGGUGGCCCACCACAGGUGGGCGCCCCUCGGAGCGAAGCUCUUUCUAGAGAUGGUCACGAGCGGGUACUUCGACAGCACGGUCCCCAUGAUGCGGUGCCUCAAGGGAUUCUUGUGCCAGUUUGGCCUCAACAGCGAUCCGGAGGUGAGCAAGAAAUUCGGCGGCUCCAUCCAGGACGAUCCCAACUGGCUGCCGGAGGGCCCCAACUUUCGAGAGAACAAAGACGGCGUAAUGCGCUUCGCCAAGGGCUACCUGGCGUACGCGGGUGGCGGCAAGAAUACCCGGGGCAACCAGCUGAUAAUGUCGCUGGAGGCCAACGGGCCGCUGGCGGGGGGAUCCCCCUGGGAGGUUCCGUGGGGAGAACUGGUGGGGAAAGAAAGCUUUGUCACUCUCUCGAAACUCUAUACGGGAUACGGGGAGGACGGUCCGAGCCAGGGAAAGCUCCACAACCGGGGAAUGGACGAAGACAUGCGAAAAGAAUUCCCUAAGAUCGACUACAUCAACAGCUGUGUCUUGGUCGAUGAAAUGGAAACGUCUUAGGAAUGCGCCGGACCUAAUCCAUUGCUUUCGGCCACUUUGGAGGAUAACAGCGCUCUUCGCGAACAAAAAGUUGUAGGAGUGAACGGAACGAAUAGCCGUGUCGUUCCUUCGGACAAAAGGGACGAAAUACGGCCUUGCCUUGCUAUGGCUCUUGCUUCUGCAUACCAGAAAAGGGACAAGAAUCCCGAGAAGACCAAAAACCCCACCCUAUCACUUGCAAACACAUCGGAUGGGAACUCCAUGGGACAAUCGAAURAAGUCACUUCUCACAUGAUUUCUGACCGUUCGUUCGAAGGGGAAGAAGGGAUCGGCGAWCACAAUCGAUUGGCCUUGUCGACAACCGUAUUUUGGUCAACAGCAAACAUAUUAUUUACACACAAUCCGAAAUACAAUUCGUACGUUAUUUUAGCCAGGCAGGAUUUCAAUAAUUMGUAUCCGACUUU